Messenger RNA from Mandrillus leucophaeus (drill), 1545 nucleotides. It is a transcript of the gene TYMS, whose product is annotated as thymidylate synthetase. The coding region runs from base 409 to 1221 and encodes 270 amino acids. The record is from RefSeq and is a predicted model, not a curated record. Gene Ontology annotation, biological process: dTMP biosynthetic process. Gene Ontology annotation, cellular component: mitochondrion; cytosol. The transcript has 7 exons. Gene Ontology annotation, molecular function: thymidylate synthase activity. NCBI's taxonomy places the organism in Eukaryota, Metazoa, Chordata, Mammalia, Primates, Cercopithecidae.
GUGCUGGAGAGUGAGGGAGAGCUGCCCGGGCUUGACCGGGCGCUGGUCUAAAAGUCCUGGCUUUUACCCCUCCUCCUUCCUCCCCUGUUGACCGUUCCGCUUUGCAGAGUUUUCAAAAACUGGAGCGAAAGUGAUGUGGGCGGGGCACAGGCGGCGGGAAGAGGGGAGUUGAGGCUGGCGCGGGAACUUGGUUUCCUGGCGGCCUCCCAUCCAAUCCCCACGAACCAGCUUUCCUCUUAAACCUUGAAAAGAGAAAUUCGGGAGUCCGAGUAUAAGUUCUUAUUCGUCCUUUCCUCUUUUCCUUUCAGACAGGAUCACCCCAGGCAAAAACUAACUGCCUCGCGGGUUAUUGGCGUCAGGCUUUCAGGGGACAGUGGGGCGGGGUGGGCACAGGACGUUAGGCAGCCGAUGGCCCUGCCUAACGUCACACGGUCCUGUCAUCCUGGAUCCUGCGCCUGCUGCGUGGGGGAGGGGAGACUCCAAGAUGAAUUUCCUCUGCUGACAACCAAACGUGUGUUCUGGAAGGGUGUUUUGGAGGAGUUGCUGUGGUUUAUCAAGGGAUCUACAAAUGCUAAAGAGCUGUCUUCCAAGGGAGUGAAAAUCUGGGAUGCCAAUGGAUCCCGAGACUUUUUGGACAGCCUGGGGUUCUCCGCCAGAGAAGAAGGGGACUUGGGUCCAGUUUAUGGCUUCCAGUGGAGGCAUUUUGGGGCAGAAUACAGAGAUAUGGAAUCAGAUUAUUCAGGACAGGGAGUUGACCAACUGCAAAGAGUGAUUGACACCAUCAAAACCAACCCUGACGACAGAAGAAUCAUCAUGUGUGCUUGGAAUCCAAGAGAUCUUCCUCUGAUGGCACUGCCUCCAUGCCAUGCCCUCUGCCAGUUCUAUGUGGUGAACAGUGAGCUGUCCUGCCAGCUGUACCAGAGAUCGGGAGACAUGGGCCUAGGUGUGCCUUUCAACAUUGCCAGCUACGCCCUGCUCACGUACAUGAUUGCGCACAUCACGGGCCUGAAGCCAGGUGACUUUGUACACACCUUGGGAGAUGCACAUAUUUACCUGAAUCACAUCGAGCCACUGAAAAUUCAGCUUCAGCGAGAACCCAGACCUUUCCCAAAGCUCAAAAUUCUCCGAAAAGUUGAGAAAAUUGAUGACUUCAAAGCUGAAGACUUUCAGAUUGAAGGGUACAAUCCGCAUCCGACUAUUAAAAUGGAAAUGGCUGUUUAGGGUGCUUUCAAAGGAGCUUGAAGGAUGUUGUCGGUCUUUAGGGGUUGGGCUGGAUGCAGAGGUAAAAGUUCUUUUUGCUCUAAAAGAAAAAGGAACUAGGUCAAAAAUCUGUCCGUGGCCUAUCAGUUAUUAAUUUUUAAGGAUGUUGCCUCUGGCAGAUAUAACUGCCAGUUCUUUCCAUAAUAAAAGGCUUUGAGUUAACUCACUGAGGGUAUCUGAAAACGCUGAGAUGAUGAACAAAGGAGAAAGAAAUGUAUGUGCUCUUAGCAAAAACACGUGCGUGCAUUGCAAUCCCACGUCCUUAUAAAGAAGGUUGGUGAAUUU